This is a messenger RNA of Toxorhynchites rutilus septentrionalis, 1465 nucleotides long. It is a transcript of the gene tll, whose product is annotated as protein tailless. Lineage: Eukaryota; Metazoa; Arthropoda; Insecta; Diptera; Culicidae. Bases 176 to 1342 code for a protein of 388 amino acids. The transcript is spliced from 2 exons. Gene Ontology annotation, molecular function: zinc ion binding; nuclear receptor activity; RNA polymerase II cis-regulatory region sequence-specific DNA binding. The record is from RefSeq and is a predicted model, not a curated record. Gene Ontology annotation, biological process: positive regulation of transcription by RNA polymerase II; cell differentiation; anatomical structure development.
UCGGUGAUUGAUCAUCGUAGUGCUACAGAACAAGGAUUACAGUUUUUUAAGUGAAGAAAGCUCAAAAUAAUUACAAGUGAAUACAAGUGCGUUAUAGGACAGUUCGAAAAAGGACACUUGUGUGGAAAAAAGUGAUUUUGACUUACGCCCGCAAUAAAGGAUUACCAGCAUCAUCAUGCAAUCGCCGGUCAGCUCCCCAGAAUUGAUGGAUCCACGGUUCAAUCAUUUACGGAUACCUGCAUCAUCGAGUCGAAUCCUGUACGAUGUACCGUGCAAAGUGUGCCGUGAUCACAGUUCGGGUAAGCACUACGGAAUUUAUGCGUGCGAUGGAUGCGCGGGAUUCUUCAAGCGGUCCAUUCGUCGAAGUCGCCAAUACGUGUGUAAAUCAAAGUCCGAUACACCCUGUGUAGUAGACAAAACCCAUCGUAACCAGUGCCGUGCCUGUCGUUUGAAAAAAUGCUUCGACGUUGGUAUGAACAAAGACGCCGUUCAGCACGAACGGGGACCACGAAACUCCACGAUACGGAAACAAAUGGCGCUCUUCAUCUCCAAGGAACCUCCGCUACGCCACGACCUCAUGAUGCCUUCGACACUUCCGCUGCCGCAACAUCCGAUGGGUCUCGAUUUGACGGCAAUACCCAGGAAUAUUCUGCUAAACUCCCAGCUCAUGUCCCACUCUACGCUUUACCCGUCGAUGCAGUCACCCCAUCCGUUGAUUGCCGCGGAUGCCAUCAGGGAGUCAGCAGCGCAGCUCCUCUUCAUGAACGUUAACUUCCUGAAAAGCAUAGAACAAUUCACCAAACUGCCGAUGGCCGAUCAACUAGUGCUGUUCGAAGAAUCGUGGCGGGAAUAUUUCAUACUAGCCGUCGCCCAGUACCUGUUGCCGAUCAACUUCAACAAUCUUCUGCUAGCCUACGAGUAUCAAAACAACAACCGAGGGGAACCCGUUUCCGCUGGAAUCGUACGAGAGGUGGAGAUUUUCCAAGAAAUACUAGCCCAGAUAGUCGCCCUACGCGUGGACGCGAAAGAAUUCGGUUACUUGCGUGAGAUUGCCCUUUACAAAACCGAAUUCGAUCCAGAAAGUAGCAUCUCGAGCAGUGGCAGUGACUCGUCCAUCCAGGAGGUGGCCACAGUUCGUUCUCUGGAGGAAAAAGCGAAAGAGGCACUUGAAAUUCACAUCCGCACUUAUCGGCCAGGUCCGAUUGAUCGGUGUCGCUUGCUGCUUCAACUGCUGCCUGUGAUGAAAAGUAUAUCCUCCUAUACCAUCGAAGAAUUGUUUUUCCGGCGAACGAUUGGAUCGGCUCCCCUUCUGAAACUGUUGCUUGAUUUGUAUCAAAAAUAGGACACUGCAAUCGAAUUGCUGUAGAUACAAUAACUGAUCCAUUCCUGGUUGACUGGAUUGUAAAACAAGCUGUGAUUGGGGCACAUGUAGAUUAAGAUUCAUAUUAAUAGGAACUGUACAUAA